AUUGCUGCACUGUUUUAUGUGUUGAUUGUCUAAAGAUAAUGGACCAAAGGAACUCACUUGAGCCUUCAGACAGUCAGUCACAGUCCACUGUCCCACUGUCUCCUUCCAUUCGUGUUCCUCCCAAACUGAGAGAUGGUGAGUGUUACCAUGUCUUCAUUAGCUACAGCAGCACUGACCAGCAGUGGACCCACUCCAUCAUCAACCAGCUGGAGUCCUAUGGCCUGCAGGUCUGCUACCAUGAUCGUGACUUCACUCCCGGGCGCACCGUGUUGGAGAACAUGUCCGAGUGCAUCCAGGAGAGCCAGAAGGUGCUGCUGGUUCUCAGCCCGGAGUUUGUGAGGAGCCGCUGGUGUCUCCUGGAGGCCAACAUGUCUCUGUUCAGAGACUGUCUGGAGAGGAAACCCAUCGUCCCAGUGCUGCUGCAGCCAGGAGUCUCAGUUCCUCUCCACCUCUGCCACCUCACCUACCUGGAAGCCAACGACCCUGAAUUUAUGAAUAAACUGUUCAAGGUGCUCUGCACCCCCAACCAGCAGCUUCAAGGGUCCACUGUGGUGCCCUUCCAGCCUCCCUCUAUCUACAACGGGAAAGCCCUGCAGCCUUUGACUGCUGUCAAUGAUGAGGGACUCAAUAAAUGGGACUGUGGUCAGUUCGGUGACAUGGAGGUGCCAGACCAACUGCGCCUGAUCAUUGAGGACCAGGAGAAGUACAGAGAGGCUGUGAGGAUGAUCAACAGUGUCUCUCAAACCAAAGUGUGGCUGCGUCCACUCUGGCUUAGACUACUGGUUACAUUGUUUGUUACAUUUUUUUUAAUGCUUAUCGUAGCUGGUUUUGGAAUUAUGCUAACUUUAAUCAUAAUUGACUACGAUAUUUCCAAAAACAAAAACACAAAUCUUUUUAGACUGGUGGUGCUCACUAGUACUUGUUUCUGCUGUGUUCUUUUUGCAUUUGUUAUUAAUCUUGCUCUCUUGAAGAAGGAUGAAGAGAAUUACAUUUUGAGGGAGAUGCAGAAAGCUGUAGGUCAGGCAAACACAAUCCUCUCUGAAGAGAAGGUGUUAAUGGGCUGCGUGUCCAAAUUAAAACUCUAUCUGGUGUAUGUUUCUCUGGAUGGUUGCAAACGUGAGUUUGCACAAACAUUUUCUGAGCAGACUGGUGCUGAGGACAUGUUUCAAAGAGCAAUGAUCUACUUCUCGUCAGGUUACGCCUCCUGCCUUGCCAAAAGACACUUUCCUUUUCCCCGGUCCAGCUCCACUGGUCACCUGGAGGGAGGGGUGUGUUUCUGUCAGUAUGUCUCGCAGCAGCUGAGCAUGGGAGAAUGGAAGUAGAGGGAUGAAAGAAAUCAAGAUGUAAUCUGUGAUGUGAUCAAGAUAAUAUAAAAAGAAAUCAAGUUAAUUGUUCAAUACAUGUCAGGUAAAUUAUCUGUCUCAGAAAAGCUCAUUCUUACUUAAGAAAUAUUACCUCAACAUACACUUAGGUGACAUACCUGCAGCCAACCAGCUUGUAUUGUGAGUGGAGUAAGACGAGCCACUGAGAGUUUUUAAGGGCAAAAUUACGGCAGUCAUGUCAGCAACAGAACUGAUUCUGUCACUUUAACAACCCUAAAAAGCAGAACAGUGAAGAGAUUUAUAUCUUCUACUUCCUGAGUUUUACCAUUGGUUCUUGUUCAUCCGCACAGUGUGAUCAGUCUUCAUUACUGUAUCAUAAAUAGGUAUGAAUUGACUUUAUUGUGAAUUCUGUGUUGUCCUGAUUCUGUGUGAUUAUAGUUUUUAAUCUUCAAAGGAGUAAUAUGACGCUGAAGGUUUUUGCAUGUGUGUGUGUGUGGUUGUUUUUUCAGAAAAAUCAAUGGUGCCAUGAACGCUGACGUGUUCUUCAGCAACUUUUUCAUGAUUGUGCUUCACUGAUAAAUAUUUUUAGUUUGCCAUGUACACUUUUCAUCAUGGGUCUUUAUAACUCCUACUAACUUUGUAUUUUAGCCCUUUUGAUUACAGGAUUAUGACCUUACUUCUUUUCUCAUGAGAGGGUACUUUCUGUAUAUUUAGCAACACUGAGUUACAUAAGAAGGUUUGAUUCUGCAGUGAGUGACAUCACAUUACACUUUAUAGAUUUGGGAAUCUAUUGUUAUAGUAGAUAUUAAUUGAAAAUAAGUGCUGUCUGUGUUUUGUUUCUUCAGUGGCAUUUGAAGCCAUCGGUUUCAUUAGAGAAGUUAUUUGCGAAUGAUUUGUACUUUAUUACAUGUGGGAUUAUCAGGAUGACUUGGACUAUUUUUUAUCUAUUUUGACAUUGACUGUUUUUUAUUUGUAUUUAGCAACUGAACAAGAUAUAAAUGUAUUACUGAAAGCUGAGUCAUUUGGGUUUUUCUAAAUUUCAUGUGGUAUUUACCUUCUGUUUAUAUCACAAUCCAAAACACACAGAGUUCUGAAAACAAAAGUAUGUUCAUUAAAAGAC
Molecule: messenger RNA, 2442 nt
Organism: Seriola aureovittata
Lineage: Eukaryota; Metazoa; Chordata; Actinopteri; Carangiformes; Carangidae
Exons: 2
Coding region: 39-1322 (427 amino acids)
Biological process (GO): toll-like receptor signaling pathway; inflammatory response; immune response
Cellular component (GO): membrane
Molecular function (GO): transmembrane signaling receptor activity
Source: RefSeq, a predicted model, not a curated record